AAUGAGUGGGAGGAACAAGGACUACCUUUGCAAUCCAGUUAGUUCAUGCUGGCUUCCUGUGGUCAAUGGAUUUCCCCUCACAUGACUAUUCUUUCUCAAUGCGCUUAGUUCGCUCACCCAGAGAGAGCAAUAGAUCCAAGCAGUUCAUGCAAGGCGAUGAGUACGAGGAAGUUCUUAAGACUGGAUUAAUGGUUGCAAAUUAAAUAGAAGACUUACUUCAAGGUUUGGGGGGGUUUGUGUUUGUUGAAGACAAACUCACGUUGUUGAAAGGAAUUAGGAAUUUGGAUCCACUAUGAACAACACCACCGCUAUAACCACAACUGGCUCCACGUCCAUGCCCAUCAGCACCUCAGCUCGCGUUGGCAUUGGCAUCCUGACCCUAGCGUUCGUGCUGGGCUUCCCUGGGAACAUGUUUGUCGUUUGGUCAGUGCUCUGCCGGGUGAAGAAGCGAUCAGUGACGUGUUUGUUGGUGCUGAAUCUGGCUGUGGCCGAUGCCUUCGUGCUGCUCAGCGCCCCCCUCUUCCUUCGUUACCUGGCAGGAGGACGGGGCUGGGAGUUUGGCUCGGCAGCGUGCAAGCUGGUGCAUUACCUGUCUAGUGUGAACAUGUAUGUGUCCAUUUACCUCAUCUGUCUGAUGAGCAUGGACCGCUGGCUGGCUGUCACAAAGCCCUUUGUGUCUCAGAGAAUGAGAACCAAGCGCUCCCUGCUGGUACUACUGCUUGGGGUCUGGGUGUUGGCUUUCAUCCUCUCUCUGCCAAUGCCUUUCUACCGCAGUAAUGUUAUAAAUGUUAUGAGAAACAACUACCGUCUGAGCCUUUGCCUGCCACACCACUGGAAGAGUGUGGGUCACCAGGUCUUCCAGUACCUGUUUGAGACCAUCAUGGGCUGCUUGAUUCCCUUCUCCCUCAUCAGCACCUGUUACUCCACCGUCAUAUGCAGACUGCAAAAGGCCAAGUUCCAGCGCAGAGGACAAGGCAGUCGUCUGAUCCUGCUGAUCAUCAUUGCAUUUGUCAUAUUCUGGCUGCCCUAUCACAUUGUCAACAUCAUUGAGGUGGCUUGUUUAUUAAAGAACAGUGACACAGACGGCAACUGUGUCCCCAGUGCCCGGCCCAAUGUCACAGCCUUUGCCUACUUCAGCAGUGCGGUCAACCCCAUUCUCUACGUGUUUGCUGGCAGCUCCCACAUCCGUCAGGCUGGGCUCAGCUUCAUGGGCAAGCUCUUCGAGGCUACCUACUCUGAGAGCAGGAGCACGUCCACCUUUACCCGCUCUGGCCGCAGCGGCUCUUCACCGGACGAGAGCUCUGUCCUGUACACUCUGUCGAAUAAAAUCGGUUUCAAGGUAAAAGGCAAAGAAAGGAGCAGCAGUGUGGCAGGCAAAGAAGCCAACGAGCCAGAACUCAAAACUCUUGCCACUGUCGAACAGUUAGAAUAGCACUCAACCUCUUUUAUAUGUACAACAAAGAGGAAAGUAUAUUGUAUUUUAUUAAACCAUUACUAUUACUGAGUGUCAUUGUUUGAGGUUAAAACUGGGAAAUGAUGUCUAUUCCUGGCUCGAAACAGUUUUUGAUAACCAAA
Messenger RNA from Fundulus heteroclitus (mummichog), 1575 nucleotides. RefSeq names its product leukotriene B4 receptor (gene ltb4r). The transcript has 5 exons. Bases 293 to 1432 code for a protein of 379 amino acids. Gene Ontology annotation, molecular function: leukotriene receptor activity; complement receptor activity. The record is from RefSeq and is a predicted model, not a curated record. NCBI's taxonomy places the organism in Eukaryota, Metazoa, Chordata, Actinopteri, Cyprinodontiformes, Fundulidae. Gene Ontology annotation, cellular component: plasma membrane. Gene Ontology annotation, biological process: inflammatory response; complement receptor mediated signaling pathway; positive regulation of cytosolic calcium ion concentration.